Brachypodium distachyon (stiff brome) is the source of this 1883-nucleotide messenger RNA. Its product is annotated as phosphatidylinositol transfer protein 3. Bases 142 to 1119 code for a protein of 325 amino acids. NCBI's taxonomy places the organism in Eukaryota, Viridiplantae, Streptophyta, Magnoliopsida, Poales, Poaceae. The transcript is spliced from 5 exons. Gene Ontology annotation, molecular function: phosphatidylinositol transfer activity. The record is from RefSeq and is a predicted model, not a curated record.
UCGUCGAGCGAUAUAUACACACUUCACACUUCAGAAGAAACCCAACAGAGAACACCACCGCCCCUCUGCUGUUUCCAGGCGAAGCUGCAGCUUUCUGGUGGUUGUCUGCAACCAGGAAGAGGAAGAGAUACAGAAACAAGAAUGAGUUACCAGCUGAAGAAGACCAGGAGUGAGGCAACACAGCCGAAAGCGUCGUCUUCGGAAGAACAGGAAAAGAUAAAUGAGGUGCGGGGUCUUCUGGGCAACAUGACGGAGGAGAUGCCGAGUUUCCUGACAGACACCACCAUCCGCCGGUUCCUCCGGGCGCGAAACUGGAGCACGGUGGAAGCUACCAAGGGCCUCAAGGAAACUGUCAAGUGGAGGCGUGUGUACAGGCCGGAUGCAAUUUGCUGGGAUGACAUUGCUGAAAAGGAGCACCAGGCUCGGAGAAUGCGUGUAGCUGAUUAUGUUGACAAGAAUGGAAGGAGCGUCCUCGUAGCAAACAUGUCAAUAAAGCCUAAUGUUUCAGCGAAGGAGCAGAUAAAGAACAUGGUACAUGUCCUAGAAUAUCUUGCCACGAACCCAGGAGAACAACUAGAUGGCUAUGUUGUUUGGCUGGUAGACUUCCGAGGAUGGUCCAUAUCAUCUUCUCCUCUGUCGUUAACCCGUGAAUCCAUGCACAUCAUUCAAAACUAUUAUCCAGGGGUAAUAGGGGUCGCAAUUGCUUUCGAUCCGCCGAAAAUUUUCGAAUCUUUUUGGAAGAUAGCGAAGCACUUCCUUCAGCCAUACAUGAAAGACAGAGUGAAGUUUGUGUAUGCUAACAAUCUAGAGAGCAAGAAAAUAAUCGCUGAUGUGUUUGACUUAGAUAAGCUGGAGGCUUCAUUCGGUGGAAGAAGCACCAGUACUGCCUUUGACUUCAACAAGUAUGAAGAGAGAAUGAGAAAAGGCCACCAGAUGAGAGGAGCUGCAAAGCUGCAAAUGGCUACAGCUCUUCCUAACCAUGACGGAAUUCAAGUAAUUCCUUAUGAGCCGUACAUGAACCUAGCUGAAGAGGUGGAUGGAGACAAGAACGAUCUCGUAUGUCCCACUACUAAAUCUGGAUCUCCUAAGCAUCCAAACCUUCAUCUGCCAGCUUCGUAAACUUGCUACCCUCGUUUAGAGGCUACAUAAACCCAAAACUUAAGUCCCGAGUCUAAAUUUCAUGGUGGAAGGUAUAGAAGUGCAAUCUUGCCGAUCCAUGACAAAAAACUUGGGAUUUACUCCCUUAUUCCAUAUUAAUUUACGCAGACUUAGUAUAAAUCCGCGUAAAUUAAUAUGGAACGGAUGGAUUGCUUGUUUUCAACUAAUAUCAGAUGUAAUAUUCCCCGUACCUGCUACCCUCGUUCUGUAGACAAAAAAAACUAUACAAUGCAAAUAUUAUGCAUGUACAUGUCUUUUUCGGACAGUUGUACCGAAGGAUUAGCGCGCUUUGUGGCGCCGGAAACAAAUCCACCAAACUCCUACAUCUCUGUAAUUUCUUGAAUUAUCAACCAUGCAUUGAGAUUGAAAUAAAUAUGAACAGAUUUCACUCAAGAAAAAUACAUCCUUUCUUGUUAGAGAUGUAAACAUGAAUAGAUAACUGAUUGCUGCAUCUUAAACAUUAGACACUACAGUAAACAUUUUUGUCAAUUGUAGAGUUCGAUCUUUAAAGGUCACAUUUUUGUCUCACUUUAUAAAAAAAAAUAUCUAUAUGAUGUCGGACUACAAUCACGCAGCACUUACAGUUUAAGCCCAAAAAUAAAAAGUCCGUCGAAGGUUUCGACUCUGCAAUUGACGAGGAACAUGGCAGUACUCAUGAAGUUGUAAACAAUAUAAGGCUUCCAUGUAAUGUUUCUAUGAAAUGCAUUCACCACACAUGACCUAAA